This is a messenger RNA of Mesocricetus auratus (golden hamster), 1058 nucleotides long. RefSeq names its product protein TCL1B1-like. Gene Ontology annotation, molecular function: protein serine/threonine kinase activator activity. Lineage: Eukaryota; Metazoa; Chordata; Mammalia; Rodentia; Cricetidae. The coding region runs from base 124 to 642 and encodes 172 amino acids. The transcript is spliced from 4 exons. The record is from RefSeq and is a predicted model, not a curated record. Gene Ontology annotation, biological process: positive regulation of peptidyl-serine phosphorylation.
CCCCAGAAAAGUAGGUUUCUCAUUCCUCAUUUUCCAGACCCCUGCUGCAACCUGUGGUUAGUUCUCUGUCUGCCCCUGCAGGACUGCAUUUCAAGGAUUCCAGCAGCUCCUUUGCUCCUCACUAUGGCUGCUGCUCCCCUGGGGCAACCCCCAGUCAGGCUUUCUUUGGAAAGGCUUGGUUACUAUAGGGAUGAUAACCUGAGACUCUGGAAGGUUUUAAGCCUGCGAUUUACUCCUGACCAUCCAACUCAUAGCAACCCUGGAGCCAGAGUAACUGUCAGGUUGUCGCAAGUAGACGAAUGCUGCCAGGAAAUCCGUUCCCCUAUGUUCUCAUGUUUGGCCUGUCUCCCCAUGUCAUGGAUGCAUCUUUCUCUGGGAUUAUACAGCGGGUCAGAUGUAAGGUUGUGGAAACUAGUGGAACAUGACUGGGUAAGUGUGUGCUGCCUCCCAGUGAAAGCUGCAGCAGUUUGGAGACAUAGAGCAACUGGAACUAGAGAUGGGGAACCCAAUUGCUCUAGGCUUGGAUUCAGUUCUCUGGCCCAUGCACCCUCAGUGAAGAUUUUAUGCAUCUACUUCUCUGCGAUUCCACAUGUAUCCAGUUUCCAGUCUCUCCUGCAUGGCCCAGCCCUGAACUUCACAUGAUCUGCUCCUGUGAGCCUGGCUGUCUGUGUCCUGUGCCUUCUCACUUCCUGGGUACAAGCUGUGACUUUCUUUUGCCUCUGAUGCUGACCAUACAGAUUGUCCUUCUCAAGUCCUCUCAUUCCUUUGAACCACUCCCCUGGGCUCGCAGUGCAGCAUGCCCCUCGGGCACCUGUGGAGCAGGUAUGGAUGGGGACUCCAUGCCCUGUGGAUCUCUGAGUUACCAAUGCUGGCUGGAAGUUGACCUGGUGCUGGGCAGAGGGCGCUGUGCUCCGAGCUUGAAGGAACAAUGGGAUGUGCACAGGGAGCAUCUGGUCACUUCUCCCACGUGCUCAGGACUUGGUUCCCAGAAGUGAUGCUGACCCUAAUGACUGGCCAACACUUGUUUUUAACUAAUUAAAGUUACUGCUUUUACUUAA